Molecule: messenger RNA, 2117 nt
Organism: Clarias gariepinus (North African catfish)
Lineage: Eukaryota; Metazoa; Chordata; Actinopteri; Siluriformes; Clariidae
Gene: efhc1
Product: EF-hand domain (C-terminal) containing 1
Exons: 10
Coding region: 121-1794 (557 amino acids)
Biological process (GO): mitotic cytokinesis; mitotic spindle organization; cilium-dependent cell motility
Cellular component (GO): axoneme; mitotic spindle
Molecular function (GO): alpha-tubulin binding
Source: RefSeq, a predicted model, not a curated record
UAGUGACGUGCAUGAAAGAAGGUCUCAGGGGAGUCAGGGAACUUUUUUUUUAUUUGAAGACUAUUAAGUGAUUAAUUAAAAGUAUUUGAGUGAAUUAUUGUUUUUAUUAGGCGUAUAAUAAUGUCCGUGAGCAGAGCGCGCGAGCUUCCGUUCCUGCCAGGAAACACAUUCCGGGACACAACGAGGUCAGCCUUCCACAGACCGCAGACUUUAUCCUAUAAGAACGGUUACGCUCUACCCACCCGGCCCCGAGUGGGGAUCGGUCAGCAGCCCUUACCCUCGGAAACGCUUCUCCAUAACGAGAUAAACCAGCUGUCCAUGCCAAUCUCCAUCGUCUCACAAGACACGUCCACAGACACUCCUCCAACCGAGUUCAUCCCAGCGCACGUCGCCUAUGACAAAAAGGUCCUACGUUUCUAUGGCUACUUCCAGGAGAAGGUGGUGGAUUCGCCGGAGGAGAGCUGGCGUGUGCGCCCGGUCGUGUUUUAUUACUACCUGGAGGACGACAGCAUAUGUGUGAUGGAGCCGGAGGUGGAAAACUCUGGACUGCCGCAGGGGAAACUGCUCAGACGCCAGCUCCUGCCCAAAAACGAGAACGGAGAACACUACCACUGGAAAAACCUGAACCUGGGGGUGGACCUGUGUGUGUACGGCACCGUGUACAGAAUCACAAAUUGCGACGGCUUCACCCAGGAGUUUAUGGAGAGUCAGGGGAUCGUCCUGAACGAACCUGAAUCGAUCCCCUGUGACCCCUACAUGACCCGCCGAGCUCAGGCCGACCGUGUGUUCAUUACACCGACAGAAUACGACCAACUCAAACAGUUCCUCACCAUGGACCGCAAGGUGCUGCGUUUCUUUGCCCUGCUGGAAGACUCAGACUUUCAGUACAUUGAGAAGAGGCGCGUGAUCCUGCAGUAUUACCUGGCGGACGACUCGGUGGAGAUCUGUGAGGUCCACGAGCCCAACAGUGGCAGAGACAUGUUUCCCCUGCUGCUGCGGAGACAGAGGAUUCCCAAAGACAUCAAACCAGACUGCCAGUCUUUCCCUAGCUGCGUUCUCGAAGUCUCCCCACAUGAAGUUGAUGAGUAUUACUCUCCAAAGGACUUCCGCCUCGGGGAGACGCUGAGGCUCAUGGGAAGGCACUUCCUGCUGUACGAUUGUGACGAGUUCACCCGGAAGUACUACGAGCAGCAUCACCCUGAGAUCCCUCUCAAGCCCGUCCUGCCGGAGAAGAAGCCCGAGCAGACGUGGAAGAGGUUGAUCCCUCCAUACAACGGCUUCGGGUCGCUUGAGGACUCGCUCCAGAACUGUCUGACUCUGAUUCCUGAGCCGCCCAAGAAAGACCUGAUUAAGCUGCUGGAAAAUGACCACAAAGUGCUGCGCUAUGCUGCCAGGCUGGACUCUCAGAAUCCCUACGACGAAGGCCGUCACUUCAUCCUCUUCUACUUCCUGUCUAACGACAUGAUCAGCAUCUUUGAGAAGCCCACGCGCAACUCAGGCUUCAUCGGAGGGAGAUUCCUGGAGAAGACGCGCGUUCCCAAACCGGGGAGCACGGUGGAAAACCCCGAGUACUACGGCCCGGCCGAUUUCGCCAUAGGAGCCACGGUGGAGGUCUUUAGAUGGCGGUUCGUUCUGACUGACGCCGAUCAGUACGUACUCAAUUACCUGGAGUCAGUGGCAGAACAGGAGCGGAUCCCCGAGCAGACCCUCGCAUCACUCCGGCAAGCUCUAGGCAAGAACCCAGUCUCGAGCGCAAACCCAGACCCGGAUCCAGAGCGGACGCACUCGUCCUGAAUCCUCAUCCUGUAACUACGUCGUGUUCUGACCUCCAGUAGGACAAAUUCUCUCGUAUUCUUCUCUACAUCCAGUAGUAUCAGGGAUGAAGACAUUUAUCAUCUAGACUGUUUUCUGUCCUGACUCCUAGAUGGUGGUUCUCUAGAUGUUCGUACAGCUGAGUCGCUGGCAUCUGAGACACAACCCCAAGAGCGUCCCUCAAAUGGCAUAAACGUAAAUGAAAAAUAAAUUGUGGAUCAUGUUUUUUCCAGUAUGUUUCAACAAACUGUCUUGAGUUUUUCCAUUGAAGCUGUAGAAAUAUGCAUGUAGAGGAAAUAAAGCCA